Molecule: messenger RNA, 2851 nt
Organism: Pelecanus crispus (Dalmatian pelican)
Lineage: Eukaryota; Metazoa; Chordata; Aves; Pelecaniformes; Pelecanidae
Source: RefSeq, a predicted model, not a curated record
AGAGAAGAAGCAGGCAGUUUUGAGACAGGUGGAGCUGGAUCAAGCUGUGAAAGUGAUUUGCUUGAAGCUGGUUGACUAUGAUCCGUCAAACUCUCUGAAGGACCAGCAUGGAGAUUGGCACUCUGAACUGUUAAUGGGGACAUGGGACUCACGUUGUCAUUGAUCAUUUCUGUGGACUUAACCAGUGAAGAGCAACAGAAGACUCUAGAAAGACAGUGGGAAUUAUAGCAGUUUUUCAGGUCACCAAAUCUUGUUAUUUUAAUUUCUGUCUGGAAGAAUGUCUGAGCAAGGUAAAUUGAACCAGGAGACAGCAGAGGAAGCUGUGAAAGAGCAGGAGACUGCCAUCUCCGAAGCCAACCUGGACAACUGUAUCCUUAAUAAAUCUGAAAGCUCAGAAGUAGAGGAGAAGGAGGAGAAGCUGAGCGAUGCCAAGACAGAGCUGCAGGUGUUACUGCCAACAAAAAGUUGUUAUGCAAAGCCUAAGAAGAAACGAGGUGCAAAUCAGAACCAGCAGAAAAAGAGAUCCAAGUCAGGAGCUAAAGGAAAACUCGUCCGGAGUCUUGCUGUGUGUGAAGAGUCAUCCCCUCGCCCGGGAGCAGAAAAUAUUCAUGAUAAUCAGGAAUCAAUCCAACUACAGCUUUCAAGUUUUCCUAGCUUGCAAGAAGAUGAUAAAUGUAGUAAAGAUGACUCCGAGAAAGAAAAAGAGAAGGAUAAAAAUAAAGAAAAAGAUAAAAACAGUGAAAAAAACAAGAUCAGAAUGUUAUCAAAAGAUUGCAGUCAAGAGUAUACAGACUCAACAGGCAUAGACUUGCAUGAGUUUCUCAUUAACACAUUAAAGAAUAACCCCAGGGACAGAAUGAUACUCCUGAAAAUGGAACAGGAAAUUAUUGAUUUUAUUAGUGACAACAAUAAUCACUACAAAAAGUUCCCUCAGAUGUCGUCGUAUCAGAGGAUGUUAGUGCACAGAGUGGCAGCUUACUUUGGAAUGGAUCACAAUGUGGAUCAGACUGGAAAAUCUGUAAUUAUCAACAAGACCAGCAAUACAAGAAUACCAGAGCAAAGGUUUUCUGAACAUUUAAAAGAUGAAAAAGGUGAAGAAUCCCAGAAGCGAUUUAUCUUGAAGCGAGAUAACUCUAGUAUUGAUAAAGAAGACAAUCAGGUUGGUUCUCGGUUCGAGAAUGACAGACGAAGUAAAUCAAUUGAAGAGAGAGAAGAGGAGUAUCAGAGAGUGAGGGAGAGAAUAUUUGCACAAGAUUCAGUUUGCUCCCAGGAAAACCUUUUUGUGGAAAACAGGCUGCUGGAAGACAGUAGUAUAUGCAAUGAUACCCAUAAGAAAAGACAGCUUUUUAGGGGUAACAGAGACAGCACGGGGAAGGCAUCUGGCAGUCGGCAGAGCAGUACGGAGAACGAAUUGAAGUGGACAGACCACCAGAGGCCAUGGAGCAGCACAGACUCAGACAGCUCAAAUCGAAAUUUGAAGCCAGCCAUAACAAAGACAGCGAGUUUUGGUGGGAUAACCGUCCUGACAAGAGGAGAUAGCUCGUCAAGUAACAGAAGUACCGGCAAACUGUCUAAAACAGGCUCAGAGUCUUCCAGCAGCGCUGGCUCCUCAGGAUCCCUGUCACGAAUACAUCAGCCUCUCCAAAGUGCAUCUCUUGUCCCUGGGGUGACGGCCAGCUCUUCAGGCAACGUGUCCUACCCUGAGAACGGGAUGAGUGGCCAGGUGGCCCCCAGCAACACCAGCUAUAUCAUUCUUCCACUUGAAGCUGCAGGGAUACCGCCGGGCAGUAUCCUUCUCAACCCGCACACAGGUCAACCAUUUGUAAAUCCUGAUGGGACACCGGCAAUAUACAAUCCUCCCAGUGGCCAGCAGACGAUGAGGAGCCAGAUGGUGGGACAGUCUCAGCAGCAGCCUUCAUCCCAGCAGCCUCAGCAGGUUCAACAGCCACAGCAGCAAAUGGCAAGUCACCUUGUCACACAGCCUGUUCAGGCAAUGCAGCCAUCUUCUCAGUCAGUCCAAUAUCCAGCAGUUUCUUAUCCUCCCCAGCAUCUCCUGCCAGUCUCUCCAACGCAGCAGUUUUCUGUGCGAGAUGACAUGACAACACAGUUUAACCAGAUGAGCUUAAGCCGUCAAUCAUCAGGAGACAACCCUGAAUCGCCUUCUGGUCCUGUCUACCCAUCACCUAUCUUGCAGCAGCCUGCCCAGCAGACGGGUUACAUUAUGGCUUCCCCAAGUCAGCAGCUUCCCCCGGGAGGCUUCACAGGUUCAGGUCCACCAGUGUCCCAGCAAGUGCUGCAGCCGCCGCCCCAGGGCUUUGUGCAACAACCACCGCCACCUGCUCAGAUGCCAGUGUAUUAUUACCCAUCUGGUCAGUACCCUACCUCAACAACUCAGCAGUACAGACCCAUUGCCUCAGUUCAGUACAAUGCACAGCGGAGUCAACAGAUCCCACAGACUGCACAGCAAGCAGUGCUGUGUCCUCAGUACCCGUGCUCCACGUGCCGGGGCACAGAGCGCUGGGAGGCAACUGGUGUGAGCAGUCACACUGCAUGUUCGAGCCAGCCAUUGCAGUUUGUCCGUCAUGCAAACUCCCCAAAUGUUUGUAAGACUCUACAUGUUGGACAGGUUUGUAGUGAUGCAGAAGGAGCUGGUCAUGCUUCACCCCCUUCUGCUCUCCCUGAACCCAAGGAGCAGCGAGGUGGUCCCUGUGCUUCGUGCUUGUCGGGACCAGCUCCUCACAGCAACGUGCGGCUGGAAGGGGGGCCGUUACACUGUAAGAGAGUGAGUAGCAGGUCUCACAGUGAACCGGUCUCUUUCCGUGUCAUGCCGCUCCUGAUGACACCAGAGUAA